Molecule: messenger RNA, 841 nt
Organism: Drosophila ficusphila
Lineage: Eukaryota; Metazoa; Arthropoda; Insecta; Diptera; Drosophilidae
Exons: 1
Coding region: 50-685 (211 amino acids)
Source: RefSeq, a predicted model, not a curated record
UUAAACCCCUCAAAAAAAAUAUUUUUUAUUUAUUUUGGUCGCUGACAAAAUGCGUGAACGUAUCCGCAGCUUUAUACGUUCGAACCGCUGCCUUUGUAUUUUCAGCGUGAUGCAGAUGACUUUAAUGCUGUCGAUGCUAGAGGUUAAAAUUCAGGUCGAAAAAUCCGCGGAGCUCCAGCGAUCCGUAACCCGAGUUUACCUGGUGGCCAAGCCAAGUGACUUGGCCUGCAGUCCUCUGUACUCCGUGUUUGCCAUGGGUGCCCUGUUCUACGGGUACGGCUUGAUCUACCUUCGCACCAAGGGAUCCCCCGGGGGAUUCCUCUGCAGACUCCGCAGCUCCGGUCUGUCCGUGUGGCAGAGGAGCAGUCCCGUGAUGCUGCUGCCGUGGUGCAUGAAGGUGCUCCAGGGACUCGCGCUCUUCCCCUUGCACCUGUGGGAGUGCCUGAGGAAGGAAUCCUGCCUCGGGGCGGACCACUUCCUGCUCUUCGCCACCGUGGCCGUCCUGUUCUGGAACUACCAGAUGAUCCUGGCCAUCGCCUCCUUUGUGGCGGCAGUGAGGCUCAACCUCCGGAUGCAGGGAGCCCGGUACAUUCGGAACAGGAACCACGAACUAAACGCCUACGCCCAAGGAAUCAACGCUCUGCUCGGCUUCGAGAUGAUAGUGGGAACGCAUGAGGGAACAUAACAACUAAAUUAUUAUGAUUCAUUAUGAUUCCGAGCAUCUAAAUUAUUAAGAUUCAUUUUGAUUCUUGAAUGGGAAUACCUAUCAACUAAUUCUCUAAAUUGUAUAUUCAGUCCAAAUCUUAAGAAUUUGAAAUUUUAUGUACAGUCUUAACAUAAA